GUUGAUUGGCUGUUAAAGACAAUGACGCGCGCAGACGCCAUAUGAAUAUUCAAUGAGUGCCUUGCUGGUACAGUGCAAAUAAAGCGAGAUAACGGGCCGUGGACAGCGGACUAAAACUUUUUAUUCUGACAUGUCAGAGCGAUGACUUUUGUGUAAAUAUAAACCUGGGACACGGAUCCCAGCGAAGGAAUAGGGUCUAAGCUGGAAGAAGAGAGAAGCGCUGAUUUUUUUGGGUGUGGAAAACCGGACGCCGCAUUCACUGUAGACUCUGAACAAGUUUGCCUUUUCCAAAAGCAAUAGUGGAAGAUUAAAAGUUAUAGUAACAACAUGAGCUUGUUGUCUGCUAUAGACACCAGUACCUCAGUGUACCAGCCUGCACAGCUUCUUAACUGGGUUUACCUUUCUUUACAAGACACGCAUCAGACGAGUGCUUUCGAUGCCUUCCGACCCGAGCCCAACUCUUCCCAUCCGGACCUGAACUACAGCAAAACUCCUGCCAAUGACCUGAGCUCCUCUCUCAACUCCAACUGUCUUAACAACUUCUUUCAGCUGCAGAGAAAUGAGGCCCUGAAUAAUGGUUUAUACAAAAGCGUGUCCCCGUACGGCUCUCUUAACAACAUAGUGGAUGGGCUGAACUCUCUAACGGACCACUUCUCCGACCUCUCCCUGUCCUCUGAGCCACGCAAGCCCAGCAAGAGACCUCCACCAAACUACCUGUGCCAUCUCUGCUUCAACAAGGGACACUAUAUCAAAGACUGCCCUCAGGCAAGACCCAAAGGAGAAGGACUGACUCCAUACCAAGGCAAGAAGAGGUGCUUUGGUGAAUACAAGUGCCCUAAAUGCAAGAGGAAGUGGAUGAGUGGGAACUCCUGGGCCAACAUGGGACAGGAAUGCAUCAAAUGCCAUAUCAAUGUUUAUCCUCAUAAACAGCGUCCUUUAGAGAAACCCGAUGGCCUGGACGUUUCCGACCAGAGUAAGGAGCACCCGCAGCAUCUGUGCGAGAAGUGCAAAGUCCUGGGCUACUACUGCCGCCGUGUGCAAUAAGGAGGAUCCCGAUAUCGUGCCCCCCCCUUUCCCAACACUUCUCCUACCAAGCGCUCCAGAAAAAGUGAAAAGUGCCAAAAUAUUAAUGUAAAUAUCUCUAACGCUAGUAAUGGCUUUGUGUAUCAGCAGCAUGCAACGCAUUUAUUGUGUAUAAUGGACAAUUGAAUAUGUUUGGAACAGUAUUUCUAUCCGUACGGGAUGCAGUGGAUUACCUCACCGUUGCGUUCCCAGAUUGUGUGUUUACAGACUCCCUUCAUUCUCCCUACCAAGUGAACUUUGAGGAUGUGCCGAGCACUAAAGGUUUUACGUUAGUCGAACAAGGGCCCAGAGUGCCUUUGCAGAGUUUUUGGGUCAAUAGCACAUCAUGUUAACUGUGAAUUAACAGAGGGAUAAUGGAUUUUCCAUCCCUUGCUUUCGUGUCACAUAUUUAUUUAUGUUUGUAUAUCGUAUCGUAGUGCAAUUGAAUUAACUAAACUGGGAUAAUUUCAUCUGUGUUUAUAUCUGGACAGGUAUUGUUUAACCCCAUCUCUUGCCAUUAGAAACUACUGUAGAAUAGAACUAAUGCUUCGGUUUAGCGCAUCAGGUAGUUUGUAUAUUCCACGUACAUUUAUGAAUUGCCAAAUGUGAGAUAUUUUUGUCAGGUUGGCUAAUAGCAGCCCUGGAGGCACCUAGAACCUUUGAAUCGAGUUGUUGGCAACUAUGCAAAACCAUUGCAGCUUAUGCAGUUCCUUUACAUUGUCGCAAAAUCGGACGAUUUUUGUGGAUGAGCGAAACAAAGCCACGACUUGAUGAUCAUCACGGUCCUUUGAAAUGUGAUCACGUAUGUCGUCAAUUGUUGCCAGAGAACUGCUUCAUAAAGUAUCUUGGUACAGGGGUCAAAAUGUGAGCUUUUCAGUCCGUGUCCAAGCAUUCAAAAACAUAACGCCUGUUCUUCGCUGAGAUAUUGGCCUCAGGAUAAAGAGUGUUUGAAUGACGCAUCUCAGAUGAAAUAGAGUGCCUUAAAUGAACACUGUUUGUUCAUUUUUAAAUUCCAAAAUAUGAAUUAUUUCACUCUUAAAAAUAAAGGUUCCAAAAGCUGGUUUGCAUAGCAAUGCCAUUCCUCAAAUAACUUUUCAUUGAACAGUUCUAAAAUAACCCUUUUUUACUUACCGUGAAGAACAUUUGAUUAAUCUGAAAAACCUUUUGUGCUGUAGAAAGUUUCCAUGGAUGUUUCUUCAAUGGAACCAUGGACGCAAAAAGAACCUUUAUUUUUUAACCUAAAUGUUGAAUUUGACCCUUGCACUAAAAUGUUUCAUUAAAAAAAAUCCGCUGUUUACACAAUCAUUCUGAUCGUAUUUUGGAAUGAAAACUUUUUGCGUAACCCCAUAUGUUUAUGCUUAUAAAUUAGCUGCAAACAUAACUGAUGAAUUACACCCUGUUUAAACUGUGAUUUUUGGGAAGACUUUUCCAUCUAAGUGGACAUAUAUAUUAGUUGUAAAGGGAAAAGAAGGACAAAGUAAGUAAUGACGAAGAGUUUAUUUGAGAUGUAAUGAGAUUCAAUUUUGGCGAACAUUUGAAUGGUCAGAAGACUUUUUGGACCGAGACGUAUUACUGAGAGAAUUAUGAUAGGAGCUCGUUAGUAUUUGUAUGGAAGUAAGUGUGUACAAGAUCUCAUCUAUGUGCCGUUACCUCUUAUUAUGGCUCACACAAUGUAUUAAUCAAUCAUUUGAGUGUGACCCAGGAUUAUUGAACAAUAAAUGUAGCUUUACGUGUUCCGGUGGGAAGUUGCAGAUGGAUAGUGUGAGAACUGACGUUGCGUUGUUAAUCCUAGAUGUACAUAUGAAGUUAAACGCAUUUACAUGGUAAAUACAAUGUGUAUAAAUGUUUACUUAUCUUUGGAGUCCACAUAUUUUGUGUAGUUAAUGUUUCAUUUAUUAGAACUCGAUAUGAAUCUUCUCUGAAGGGAACGUCUAGUGCCUUAACACAGUUAAAAAUCUGGAUUUUUGCUAGAGGAUGUCACGAAUGAUGCAGAGGAAUUAAAGAGCUGAUUAGAUGUCUGAAAAUAUAAACCACCAGCUAAUUCUACUUUUGAUUUUCUGAUGGGAGAUUUAAGGAGUCAAUCAUUAUUUCACUGUUAGAUAAAAAGCAAGGCUGUUUGUGUAAGUCGCUGCUUUCUUCUUUGGAUGUCGUCAUUGUUUCUGAGAGCCUUUAUUUCAUGGUUAUUGUGUUUUUGCCGGUGUUGCUAAUGGCUUCACUGUGCGUACAUUCUUACACGCCAAGGUUUACUUCAGGCCUCAUUUAGGCUGGAAUGAGUUUCUCUGCUUUUUGAUAAACACCGUAAUGAAAAUAACCAGUGAAAUAAACUAUUACUGUGGAUUCAUCUUAAUCAUUGCGGAUCACCCAUAGCUGAUAGUCUACAAAUAAUGAUUUCCUUGCAGUUUUGGGAUCAAUUCAAUUUAUUGUCAGUUCUGUAUGCACCACUAGAUCAAAGCCUAAUUAUUAUUUUUGCUUUACUAUUGCAAAAUAAUUGCAUUGCACUAUAUACAUGACUAAAAAGAUAGCGCUGAGUUUGGCGGAUUUGUGUAAAUGAACUUCCCCUGUUGAUUUCUGUUAUAUUGAAUGAAAGACAGAGAUUGUGGUAUUGAUGGUGUCCACGCAUUUAAAACUAUACAAAGUGCUUUUUUUGCGCAUGUGUUUUUGUCUUGAAAUACAUAUACUUGACUUUUAUAGCUCACUUUCAGUAUAAACGUGUUAUUUUCUAUUAAAGGUAUGUGUAUUUUGGAAACAAUAUAGAAAAUGAAGAUUUUGGAGCAAUUUUUUUUUCUUUUUCGGUUUCCCUUACAAAGAUACUAGUAUGUGUUUUAUGUAUAUAUUCGAUUGCCAUCAUUAUCAAGUUACCUGUUUCAAAAUGUUAUGAUGCAAUAUUAAAACUUAUGUGAAAAAGGGCAAAUUGCUGAGAUGCAAAAGAUCUGGGAGCUUUUUUUUUCCUUUGAUGUUUUACAAUAAUCUUUGGUUAUAUCCUACAGAAAUAUUUAUGGAAGGAUUUUGUUCUUUUUUUAACAAUUCAAUUCUUUUUUUGUAUAAAAUAUGCAACAGAAGCUACUCGAUGAAGAAAAUAUUGAUGACUACAUAGAAUAUUAUUCAAUGGUUGGUACAUAAUUAUUAUGCCCUUACAAGCCAUUUUAUUUGUUUUGUUAUUAGAUGUUGUUAGUAUAUCGUAACCUUACCUGUUAUGAGCAUACAUGCGCUUCAACAUUGUUUAGAAUUGUUGUGUCUGCAAUGCAUGAAUGGUUUGAUUUGCAUUUAUAGGAAACCUAUAACACUCGCUUUAACAUCACCACAAACAGCUGUUUUUAACAUAACAGAGACUGACUCACACACUGUAAGUCGUAGGGCCUUUUUACUGAGAGGUUUUAUAGAUGCAAAACAGUGGCAAAAAGACUUGACUAACCGAGUCAUUGAUCAUAACACUGAAUUGCACGUACAAACCUUUUACACAGUCGAAAUGUGUUAGUGAAUCAGGUUCAUACUGUAUGAAACUGAGCUCUAGUUAGCCGUCUCCAGUUACUGCCAGGUCCAGGAAUGAUGUCGAAAUGCUUUUCUUCACAUUUGUGUGGGGCUGAAAAAUUGUGUGGGGUUGAAGUUUGCAUGUGCAUGUUUUUAAAUGAUUCAAGAAAUAUAAUUUGUGCAAUGUAUUCUUAUUUAAUAUUAAUACAUGUUUAAUUCUUGCCAAGAAAUCUUUUGUAGAAUAGACCUCUCUAAUUGUUAGUCAUUAAUAAAUGCCUCUAUUCACUCCUAGGAUUUCCAGUACCAUUAAUAGAUUUAUUGAAUGUACUGAUUUAACACUCAUGUUUGUAAUGUCUGUAAUAUAUUUUUCAUCAUAUUGGAGUGGACCGAGCUACAGAAAGCAUUGAUGGUGGAAUGUACUAGAAUGCGAGACUAGAUGAAAUCUGUAGCUCAGUGUCCAUGAAACGGCAUUCCGAUAUGUGCCUUAUUUGUUAGUUAGGAAAACUGAAGACUGUGCUUUUAGAAGUUUAUUCAAUUAAAAAAUUGACUAAAUGAA
Pimephales promelas (fathead minnow) is the source of this 5086-nucleotide messenger RNA. It is a transcript of the gene zcchc24, whose product is annotated as zinc finger, CCHC domain containing 24. The record is from RefSeq and is a predicted model, not a curated record. NCBI's taxonomy places the organism in Eukaryota, Metazoa, Chordata, Actinopteri, Cypriniformes, Leuciscidae. Gene Ontology annotation, molecular function: zinc ion binding; nucleic acid binding.